Cladophialophora immunda is the source of this 1917-nucleotide messenger RNA. RefSeq lists its product as uncharacterized. The record is from RefSeq and is a predicted model, not a curated record. Bases 1 to 1917 code for a protein of 638 amino acids. Gene Ontology annotation, cellular component: nucleus. The transcript is spliced from 4 exons. Gene Ontology annotation, biological process: positive regulation of transcription from RNA polymerase II promoter by galactose; DNA-templated transcription. Gene Ontology annotation, molecular function: RNA polymerase II cis-regulatory region sequence-specific DNA binding; DNA-binding transcription factor activity, RNA polymerase II-specific; zinc ion binding. NCBI's taxonomy places the organism in Eukaryota, Fungi, Ascomycota, Eurotiomycetes, Chaetothyriales, Herpotrichiellaceae.
AUGGUUGACGAGCUUAGCCUUGAUGAGCUCAGGUCACUGGUAGACAUCAAGUCGCGAGCAAACGUCGAAGUCCUCAGUGAAGGCCCGGAACAAGUCCAGCAACGUCCAUACUUUGACGACGACGACGCUGUUGCCGAUGUCACAAUCCAGAACAAAGUCGUCACCGCCCAGACUCCGCUGGGCACCACUCCCUCAGAAUCUCAAGAUCCCGAGCCAUUCUUCGGAGAGUCGUCGACUUUUGCUUUCGUUUCAAAGGUGCAAACGACCAAUGCCCCUCGUCAAGCUCUAACACCAGCGAACAAACGCCGCCGCCUUUCGAGUUCGAGAAGCUCCCAAACCCACAGUCUAGAUCCUGGCCUCACUCCCAGGGACUGCGAAGACACCUACGGACUGCCUUCAAGAGAUCUAGCAGACAGCCUUGUGGACCUGUAUUUCAACCACGUCCACCGUCUCUACCCCUUUGUUCACGAACCAAGUUUCAGAACUCAAUAUGAACGAAUGUGGAUCAAUGAUGCGGAGCACUCUGACACGAAAGCCACCUGGCUGGCGGUUCUCAACCUCAUCUUUGCCCAUGGCUGCGAGUUCCAUGAUCCCAUUGAAGGGAGAAGUGCAUCAUACUCGGCAACACGGUUCCUCGCAAGAGCUCGAAACAUAGUGUUUGCUCACAUCUUCAAAGAGGGUAAUUUAGAGCUUGUACAGGCACUUCUUUUGAUGUGCCACUACCUUCAAGGCACCUUGGAACUGACCGAGUGCUGGAGCCUAAGCGGACUAAUGAUCAGAACCUCUAUCAGCAUUGGCCUUCAUCAAAACCCUUCGCCUGCUAUGUCGGCUGUUGAAAGAGAAGUCAGCAAACGUGUGUGGUGGGGUUGCUUCGUUAUUGACCGCACUUUGAGCAUGAAAUUUGGCAGGCCGCCGUCCAUUCCUACUGGAAAUGCGUCAGAUGUUGAGUUCCCGUUGCCAGUGGACGAUCAGUAUAUCAUGAAUGACUCAAUCGUUCCUCGGCAGCCUGCAAAUCGUCCGUCUCUGACGUCCUUCUUCGUUCAGACGAUCAAACUCGCACAUAUCAUCGACAGUGUCCUGCUCAAACUCUACUCAUCGUCGACAAAACCAUGGACUUCUACAAAUCCGUCCCCCAACAAGCAGGACCAUUUUACAGAGAUCUUUGGCCACUCUGUUCUUUUGGACGGAGAACUCGUGUCCUGGUGGAAUGCCAAUCCACCUCAUCUGAAAGAGGAGCCCAACUACCCGGACGGGCCUGAUUUCCAGCGACAGCGUAAUGUCAUGUUCAUUCGGUUUCUGAAUGUUCGCCUGCUGCUACAUCGCCAGUCUUUCCUUAUCUUCAGUCGACAGGAAAUCGAGGACAGCUUCCACCGAGACGUUGCAAUUGCCUCGUGCAACCGUUGUAUCUUGGCUGCCCGCGAGACGAUCAGGGUGAUCUACGCUCAGUAUCGUCGCGGGCUGCUGAAUUCCCUGUGGUACAAUCUCCACUAUGUCUUUACCGCAAUCGGGGUUCUCUUGACACUUCAGACCAUGGAGCGAUGGAAGCUGAAUGCGCUGGGUCAAACGGGGACCGACGAAACACUCGAGUUGGGCAUGGAGUUCUUGAAGGCGGCCAGCGGUACCAGUACCCUUGCAGCGAGGUAUCUGAUUCUGCUUGAGCGCAUUCAAACUCAGACGAGUGGUCGGGAGACACCCCUUCCCGGUCAACUCUCGGGCCAAGGCCAUCUGACGCAGCAUCAACCCGAUGGUUCGGACCCGGCGUUGCUAUCGGCAGACAGAACCCCAUGGCAACGACCGCAGGACGAGCCGCAAUUGACACUCAGUUCGGAUCUUAUCGACUUUGACGACUUGCUCUUUGGGACGGGUCUCCCGAGAGACCUGCUGUCCGCUGAUUGGUCAGGCUUUGAGCCUCUAUGA